This is a messenger RNA of Saprolegnia diclina VS20, 1412 nucleotides long. Its product is annotated as acetate kinase. Gene Ontology annotation, molecular function: acetate kinase activity. The record is from RefSeq and is a predicted model, not a curated record. Gene Ontology annotation, biological process: phosphorylation; acetate metabolic process. Bases 135 to 1379 code for a protein of 414 amino acids. NCBI's taxonomy places the organism in Eukaryota, Oomycota, Saprolegniomycetes, Saprolegniales, Saprolegniaceae. The transcript is spliced from 2 exons.
CUCGUACUUGCCGCCGCUCGAGCACGCGCCGCCGGCCUGUCGCACUCCGUGUCCUCUCUAACGAACUCGGUCUCCUUCACUGCGCGACGCUUGCCAUUAUAUCGCAAUCAGUUCAUAUUGCACUUUGAAACACGAUGGACAAGCUCACCAAGAUCCUCGUCCUCAACGCGGGCAGCUCGACGCUCAAGUACAAGCUCUUUGCUGCGUCGCGCGCCGUGGCCAAGUCGCACCUCUCGCUCGCGCCCAUGAUCUCGGGCAUGGUCGAGAUUGGCGAGGUCUCCAAGGUUACGCACAAGACGCACGGUGAGAACCCCAAGAAGAUGGAGCUCCCGGACGCCAAGCUCGACGACCACAAGACUGCGCUCUCGCUCGUCAUUGACCUCCUUUGCGACCCGAGCUUUGGCGGCCUCGCCCACAAGAGCGACAUCAACGCCAUCGGCCACCGCGUCGUGCACGGCGGCGAACGCUUCUCGGACGCGUCGCUCAUCACACCUGGUAUCAUGGGCGCGCUGGAAGAGAGCAUUGCGCUCGCACCGCUGCACAACCCGGCCAACAUCCUCGGUAUCCAAGUCGCGACCGAGCUCCUCGGCGAUGCCUGCCCGCAGGUCGCUGUGUUUGACACGGCGUUCCACGCGACAAUGCCGCCGUCGGCCUUUCUGUACGGCCUUCCGUACAACCUGUACAAGGAGCACGGCGUCCGGCGGUACGGCUUCCACGGCACGAGCCACAGCUACGUCGCGGCGCAGGCGGCCAAGCACCUCAACAAGCCGCUAAGCGAGUGCAACUUUAUCACGUGCCACCUCGGAAACGGUGCGAGUGUCACGGCCAUCAAGAACGGCCAGAGCAUUGACACGAGCAUGGGCUUGACGCCGCUCGAGGGGCUUGUAAUGGGCACGCGGUCCGGCGACAUUGACCCGGCGAUCCCGACAUUUCUCCACAACCACGUGGGCAUGAGCUACGCCGAGAUCGACACGAUGCUCAACAAGAAGAGCGGGCUCCUCGGGCUCUCGGGCGACGCCGACAUUCGCGUGCUCCAAGACCGGUUCCGCGCCGGCGACGCCCACGCAGACCUGACGCUCGACGUGUUUGCCCACCGCGUGCGCAAGUACAUUGGCGCGUACCUCGUGCAGCUGUCGCCGCGCCUCGACGGCAUCAUCUUUACGGGCGGCAUUGGCGAGAAUUCGUGGAUCCUCCGCAACAAAAUCCUCAAGGAUCUCGCCCACGUCGGCGUCGUCGUCGACAAGAGCCGCAACGAAGUCGACCUCAACACCAACGUCCUCGAAGUCCACGCCGAUACGAGCAGCGUCCCGAUCCUCGUCGUGCAAACGGACGAAGAAAAGAGCAUUGCGGCCCAGACGUACCGCAUCGUGCAGGAAUAAGCCGACAAUAAUGUCAUCAACUACAAACACACA